This is a messenger RNA of Sphaerulina musiva SO2202, 5903 nucleotides long. RefSeq lists its product as uncharacterized. The record is from RefSeq and is a predicted model, not a curated record. The coding region runs from base 4590 to 5747 and encodes 385 amino acids. Gene Ontology annotation, cellular component: cytoplasm. The transcript is spliced from 11 exons. NCBI's taxonomy places the organism in Eukaryota, Fungi, Ascomycota, Dothideomycetes, Mycosphaerellales, Mycosphaerellaceae.
GUCGAUAAGGUAUGCAUUUCUAGAGCUUACUCGAAUCACCCCUCACACUGACUGUUGCAGUCUUCCGCACACCAUCAUUCUUGUCACCUUCCGCCACCACCUCAUCACUACUGCCUGUACUCUUGGCAACAACAUGGCCAGCAACAGCAACCUCGCCAUUGUCGACAGCUUCAGCAAAUGCCAACCGCUUCGGCAGCAGGUACCGAACAUCAAUGUAUCGUAAGGUACAGGUCAUCGCAAUGCAAAGAACCCAGAGCGCGAUGCAAGACUGCCACCCGUACUUGUCUGUUUCCCACGUUAACGGACGGCACAAGUGAUACAGAGAAAGCUUGCCGACUUACAAUAUGGCGCUUGGCUUGCGGGCCACACCAGGACCUGUGACCAGGCCCCAAUCGCAUAGUACCCGGCAACAGCAACCCCGACGAUCAAGCUGCGUUGUUCCGGGUCUUGGGGGAUGAGGUCAGAUACCCAAGCAAAGAUGAGGGGCGCCGUUCCGAGCGCCAUAUAGUUGAUAAAGUAGCUUGCAUAAGCAGCCGCUAUGGGGACACUCGUCGGGUGGCGAGUCCAAAUAGACAUGAUGAUGCAAGGUAUCAGACAGAUCAAUCCUUGGACAACAAUCAGAGUCCACCUCGUUUGUAGUAAGUCGGAGAGCAGUGCCCAAGUCCAAACGAAUACUACAUUGAUGGCGCCACCUGCAAUUGGAAUCACAUUGACUUGCUCGGUCGUCCAUCGCUUUGAGCCGUCAGCCUUCUUCUGAGCUUUGAGGAAGAGGCCGAAGUAAUUGUAUCCAUACGUGGCAAGGACGAUGCCAGCGUACAUGAUGGCGAUAAAGUAAACCACCCAAGAUGAGAACGUCCGCUUCGCACUCGCCCAAGUAACAGGCCUCGGCUCAGCCCUCUUGUGCUUGAUCAAUCUCCCAAUAGCCAGCUCUUGGUCAUUCCUCGUAUACCAGAAAGCUCUCGGGUUCCUCUUGUUGGGAUAGUCCGGCAACAUCACCACACCGAGAAAGCCCCAACAGACAGUGAUGAUGGCGUUAAUAACAAAGAGCCAUCGCCAUCCGGCAAGUCCGGCAUGCCCGUCCAUCGUCCCCAUGAUGGCAGCCUGCAGAGCUCCCGACAACAUAUUCCCGAUCGCCUGACAGCUGUGAUAAAAUCCCAUGCGUUUGGCAAGCUCCGUGGGUGUGUACCAGUGCAUGAAGAGAGUCAUCAUACCAGGCCAAGCGCUGCUCUCGAAUGCUCCGAGGAAGACUCGAAUGAUAUAAACCUGUUUGGCGGUCGUCACCAUCGCCAUCAGCCCUGUGAGGAUGCCCCAGCCAAUUUCGAGUCCAGGAAGCCAGAAUGAAGGUCGGACAUAGGUCAUGAUGACUUGGGACGGAAUCAGCAUAAUGCAGUAUGCGACGUUGAAUGCGGUCGUGAAGUAGUUGAGCUCAUUGCCGUAGAGGGAGAGAUCCUCUUUCAUGCCGGAGACAUAAGCAUUGUUGAUAUUCUGCUGAUCGAGAUACUUGAUCACUUGCGAGAUACAUCCAAAGGUCAUCAAGAAUAUGUCAAGCCGUCUCACAAACUCUCGCUCUUCUUUCGUUCUCUCCGCUGCUGGCGCCAGAAAGGCUGGUUUCUUUGCGAAUAGUUUCAUCCUUGUUUACGCGAUAGUGCCAGGAGCAAAUGGCGAGAUUGAUGAGGUUUAAGAGUAGAGGGCGGAGCGUCGACUCGCCCCAUUUCUGCGUUUGGGCAAUCGUCGGAAGCACACAUCUUUGAUCAUACGCUAUCGCGGCGAAGACAAUACAGGUGUGCCUGGUGUGAUGUUCCACGUGUACUUUAUCGCCAGGGUGGCACCCUGUAACUAGACUCCGUGAUGCCAAGGCAUUCUUGAGAUAGGCGGAUAGUCGGCCUAGCUUAGAACUGGCCAUGCCUGCGAUCAACAGAAAUUUCGCCACAGUUCAAGAGCUGGCCAUGGCUCCUCACGCGACUGGCGGCUCAGAUACUUGCAGUAACACGCCAGAAACAUCAUCGGAAGCCAAUGGAGAUGCAAAGCAAGACGGUUACCGUUCCCUACCAGUGCCAAAUCCAUGCCUCUCACAUUGGCACCGCACAACUCGAGCCUUCGAGCAUCUCAAUACCAACGAGCACGUCCCCGUCCCAGCGACAGCCAAAUACGUCAUCAUCGGUUCUGGACUUUCUGGCUCGUUGACAGCAUGGUCUCUGGUUGUCGACCACGGUGUCGCAGCCAAGAGUCUUGUUCUCCUCGAAGCUAGAGAAGCCGUAUCCGGAGCUUCAGGCAGGAACGCGGGGCAUGUUAGACCUGAUGCUUUUCGCGGGUUUGCAGCAUACGCCCGAAUCCAUGGACCUGAGCAAGCUAGAAAGAUCCUCGAAAAUGAGAAGCUGGUGUUCGAGAAGGUCGAUGCGUUCAUUCGUGAACACAACGUUCCCUGCGAUUUCAAUUCUACUACAACCUUUGACGUCUGCCUGACACCGGAAUUUGUUGCCCACCAAAAGGAAUCCUUCAGCGCUUACCAAAACGCUGGCGGAGAUGUCACUCAUGUGCAGUACUUCGAAGGCGAAGAAGCGAAGAGUCGAACAGGAAUCAAGGACGUGUUAGCUGCCUAUGAGUGGCCUGCAGGCUCGAGCCAUCCGGCUAAGCUUGCGCAAUGGUUAUUGGGGCAACUGAUUGAGAGAGGCGUGAGUCUGUGGACGCACUGUGCUGCGAUGAAAAUUAGUGAGCACGAGGCUCGUGACGUGGACGAUCACGCAAAAUGGGACAUUACAACCCCGCGCGGUACCAUUGCCACGGAAGUGGUAAUACACUGUACGAACGCAUACGCUGCUCAUCUUCUACCGGAGCUGUCAAGCUUUGUAACUCCCAAUCGAGCCCAGGCGCAUUCUAUAAUCCCGGGAUCUGAACUGUCGGGGGCUAGAGCGCAGAAGAGCACCAUGAGUCUGAGGUACAGCCUGAAGCACUUUUUCUCUUUCAUUCAACGUACAGUCGAUGGAACGGUUGUUUUUGGCGUAUCGAGAUUACAUCCAGGAUGGAGCCAAGAGACGAUAAGGUCCAUCGUUAGUUUUGAUGACUCGGGAUACAACACCGAGAUUGCAGACUCGUCCAGCGAAGCAUACAAAGAACUUUUCCAGGGCACCAAGUUCAGAGCAACCCGCCAUGGCGAAGGUGAUGAGUAUCAUUGGACGGGCAUCAUUGCCAUGACCCCCGAUUCUGUGCCGAUCGUUGGUGCGGUCGAGGGUAAAGAAGGGCAAUACAUUCUGGCUGGGCACAACGGACACGGUAAGAGUUUUGAAACGGAGGGGCUUGGCCGAGUCCUCAACGCUGACGAGUGUGUCUUGGUAGGUAUGGCCCGUAUAUGGGCAUGCGCUCCAGGGCUUGCUAAACUUGUUCUCGGGGAGUCGUGGGCUGCAACAGGUCUUCCAGAGUGUUUCCGCUACAGCAAGGCCCGGCUCGAUCGAGCGGCGCAGCAGAAUAUCACAAGCGUGUGGUGAAGACUGAGGCUGAAGACGUGAUCGUUCACCGCUUGCGAGCCUGCCGCAACGGAAUCGAGUGCACAUCCUGCCCUAUGCGCACUUUCACUUCACGGAAUGUGAGGUCCGAGGCCUUCAGCUUCUGAAGAAGCUGAUCGGAAAUGACGACCUCAACUGGUCCAGCGCUUGCGGACUUUUGGUGAGGCUGGAUCGACCACGCAAUACUGAUGUGGAAGUUGUCGUGCUCCCAGGCUUCGGGCACAUGGGAACUAGAAAAGGUCCGGUGUCCAUAAAGCAGCGGCUGAUUGUACUGACGUGCCAAGUCAUUACUGCGCUCGAGCAGGAUUCGAAGUUCGUCGCAAGAAGGUCUUCGCAGACGGAGGACUAAGAACCAGCGCGUUUGAUCUUCGUUGGGGUGCCAGACGAGGUCGAGUGGGCGCACGCUGAAGGCCGAGACUCCAGCAAGGGAGAUGGAAGUUUUCAGGCGAUCGAAAAAUGUGUCUUUGUGUUCCGUCUUCAAUGCCAAUGGCCUGGACAAGGAUACGUGAAGCGGCUGCCGCACGCCCAAGUCGUUCUCUAGCAAACUGUGAAUAUCAUCCUUGCAAUUCGUCGUCUUCUGCGCGUGAGUGAUGAGGUCCUGCAGCGAUCUAUAGUCAUGUGGUUGGGGGGUCCAGUCUAGAUACACGUGGGUGGGCCAGUUGCCAGCAAUGUGUGGCGUGACUCGUUUCCGACCCUCGUGAAGAGAAGGGUCGUCGUGGGUGCUUGUGCGUACAGUUGAUGAGUACAGGUCACGGAACGCUGCCGGGAGCGGUGGCAGUUGAUCCUUCACUGUCGCGGGUUUUCUUUUCUUUCGGGCGGGCUCAGCCUCGUCGUCGCCGUCAGAGUCGGAGUAGUCGACCAGACCCAUCUCGUUGCACUCUCAGACGCGUAGCAGAUGCCGCUCAUUGCAUCACCGGUGGAGCCAAGAGGAAGUUGCGGAAGGUACGCGUCAGAUGUCUCGGUGCCUGGCACAGUUUUACUUGUUCCUCAUCUUGUUCUUGUCCUACACCAUCACCGAAGCAGCGUACCUAUCCAGUCCCACCUUAUUGAGAGUCAGAGAGAACGACUAGACGAGGGCGGUAACAUACAAUGUCCCAGGCAGUGUCAUCAAAGACGGCCACGGCCUACCUGAUCGACCCGCUCAACGCCCCCGAGCCAUCGGCAGAGACUGGGCCUGGCACCUCGUUUGGCAGCACCUUCGCGCCUGCCCCCGUGUCGCAGCAGGGUACCGGAUCUAGCUUUGGCUCGAACAACCCAUACCGUAAAACAUCUGGUUCGCGCACACCCCCCGAGAAGACGGGCGCAUCCUCCUCCGUUCGUCGAAUUAGCCAGAAUCGCAGCCCACGGGAAGCCUUUCCCAACUACCGCGCCGAAGCAUUCCAAGACUAUGCCACUCCAAGAAGUCGCUCGGGCAGCAGCAGCAACCGACACCCGCCCCCCGCCUACGAUCAGUCCGCAUCACCAAAGGGCGAGUCGCGUCAUCGCCGUCGUACCAGCUCUCUGAGCGCGCGCUAUCCAGGCGACAAGAGCCACCAGCCACUUGAGAUACUCAGAAAGGAUAGUAAGAAAGCCUACCGUAGCCCGCAUCUGAAGAAGACGCACCUGCCCGGUCCAGACACCAUUGAUCAGCUUGAUCCUGCCAUCGGUGGGCGGGCAUACCACCACGAGGGACCAUACGAUGCAGCACUGCUGGCGAGGAACAACAGUGUAGGCAUCUCGCCUGUGGCAGCUCUACAGAGUACCAAUGCCGAAGCCUUGAAGGCUACGCCUGCCGAGAACGUUAGAGACUCUGUCGAAAGGCAUAAGCCAUUGGAUGGUGUGGCGCAGCUUCCAUCAGGAGUGCCCGAUAGGUUCGGACGCACUUUGCACUACGAAGAGGGCGCAGAUUUGAUGCAUGAGGACGGUCCGGAUGGUCCAGGUUACAAGCGUUGGGCUGGCAAGGAUUACGCUCCCGGUGACCUGAAAGGCAAGGGCGACACUUUCCUCCUUGAUCAAGCUCUCCAAGCCCACACCAUCAACGAGAACGGGAUCGAAAUGUCAGAGACUGCCUUUAAGAAGGCCAAGGCCAAUGGCACUCUCGACAACCGCGACCCAGUCACUAUUGCCGGCGGUGAAGCCGCAUAUGCGGACUACGCACGCGCUAACGAUGUGGAUGUCGCCCGCAAUCGUAGCGACAGUGGAGGUCUGCGAUCUGGGCUGAAGAAGCGCAUCGGCAGCUUGCGCAGGAAGAACCGAGAAGACAAUUAAAUGCAGAGAUGCCAGACUUCAAUUGACUUUCCACUUCGCAGGUUGUAUAUUGUACAGAGACAUAAUGAGAUCGGACAAGGCUGGCGCUCGGAAAUCUAUGGGGCAGACAAGAGCGCGGUUAGCGAUGAGGCACGACCUAAUAUGACGAAUUCAAAC